Messenger RNA from Colossoma macropomum (tambaqui), 5113 nucleotides. RefSeq names its product RAB40c, member RAS oncogene family (gene rab40c). Gene Ontology annotation, cellular component: endosome; synaptic vesicle; plasma membrane. Bases 1291 to 2139 code for a protein of 282 amino acids. Gene Ontology annotation, biological process: protein localization to plasma membrane; intracellular signal transduction. The transcript is spliced from 6 exons. Gene Ontology annotation, molecular function: GTP binding; GTPase activity. The record is from RefSeq and is a predicted model, not a curated record. Lineage: Eukaryota; Metazoa; Chordata; Actinopteri; Characiformes; Serrasalmidae.
UGGGGUUUGUUUUGGUGGGCUGGAUGGAGCGAGGGAGCUCUCAGUGACAGUGCAGACAGAGACGGAGCGGAGCAGAGCAUGGAGACAGACCCGCACACACUCAGGAGCUCUUACUAACACCAACACAGCAGAAACGGGGAGUGUACUGGCGGAUUUCUCACACUCGUACCACCCGAACCCGAACCCGAACCACCGCGCAGCAACUCGUGGACAUGCAGCUUCAGGACGAGCGGAGCGAAGCUGCGAAUCUUUGUUGUGUGGAAGAAGAAGACGACGGGCCUUCCAGGAGGUCCGGCUAGCCUGCGUUAGCUGACCGAACCCCGAGCUAAACGGGCCAAUUUAACGUUCAGCCUAUCUUCUUCCUGCUGGAAAGGAAAGCAGCAGAACUUCUGGGCGCCGUGCUGAAGAUACUAAAGCCAGCUGUUCGUUUGACAUGGCACCUGACAGCUAGCUUAGCUUAGCUUAGCCUUAGCUUAGCUUAGCUUAGCUCGGCGAACCUGCGAAGCUGUUGUUCUGGUUCCGCCGCAGCCCGUAAACAAAUCUUGUACUUUCACAUCUCGUAUCUUGUUCUCUCACAAUAAUGCCUGAUUUGUAGCUACUCUUUAUAAGUCGCGUUUUUUAAAAAAGCCUCUCUUUGUUUUGAGUUCGGCGGGUUUCGCUGACGCUAAGCUAACAAUGAUGUAGUCUAUCGAGCCUGCUUCGCGAGCUAACGCUAGCUGGCAAAGUAGCCAAGCGCUGGUCGAUUAAAGGAGUUUUAUGUCGUAUAAAGACAGCUGGUUUAUUUUGUUUAAUUUGAGGACUCACAUUAAGCAUUUGAUGAUUGAAUAACUAAUUAAGCUGGCUGUGUAUGCGAUCAAGCCGAAGGGUAGCUAACCUAGUAUGCUCCAAACUGCUAGCAUAAAGAAACUUCAGGUUUUUUAGUCGACGUAUUUGUCCGAGCUGAACUUUUUUGGCUUGUAACUGGUCAAAGCAACGUUACACCAAACCAGCUGGCUAAAUAUUCGCGACGGCUGAUCUUUUUUAACUGGCUGGAGACGAGCCAGGGGCUCUUAAUCGGACUGUUCGGGUCGAAUAUUCGCCCGGGCAGCGAAUAUUAACUGGUUGAACUGGUCAGAGUGACUACACAAAACCAGCUGGCUAAAUAUUUGCCACAUUCGGUCUUCUUGAACUGGCCGUACUCGAGCCUGGGACUCGAUUAAUCACCGAAUAUUCGGUUACGCAGGACGGGUCCAGCUUUUGGCUUCAGAAAAAGCGCAUAGUAACAGCAUUAAACUGCUGUGAGUUGCUCUGAUGCGAGCGAGGAUGGGCACUCAGGGCAGCCCUGUGAAGAGCUACGACUACCUGCUGAAGUUCCUGCUGGUGGGGGACAGCGAUGUGGGGAAAGGAGAGAUACUGGACAGCCUGCAGGACGGAUCUGCUGAGUCGCCUUACGCCUACAGCAGCGGAAUCGACUAUAAGACCACCACUAUCCUGCUGGACGGAAGGAGAGUGAAGUUAGAGCUGUGGGACACUUCGGGACAGGGACGCUUCUGCACCAUUUUCCGCUCCUACUCCAGAGGGGCGCAGGGGAUCCUGCUGGUCUAUGACAUCACCAACCGCUGGUCAUUCGACGGGAUUGACCGCUGGAUUAGAGAGAUUGAUGAGCAUGCUCCCGGAGUGCCGAGGAUACUGGUGGGGAAUCGGCUGCACCUGGCGUUUAAGCGCCAGGUUCCGACCGAGCAGGCUCGCGCGUACGCCGAGAAGAACGGCAUGACCUUCUUCGAAGUGAGUCCGCUCUGCAACUUCAACGUCAUCGAGUCGUUCACGGAGCUGUCGCGCAUCGUCCUCAUGAGGCACGGCAUGGAGAAGUUCUGGAGGCCAAACCGAGUGUUCAGCCUGCAGGACCUGUGCUGCCGUGCGAUCGUCUCCUGCACUCCGGUUCACCUGAUCGAUAAGCUGCCCCUCCCUGUGGCCAUCAAGAGCCACCUGAAGUCCUUCUCCAUGGCCAACGGCAUGAACGCGGUCAUGAUGCACGGCCGCUCCUAUUCGCUAGCCAACGCCACGGGCAGCAAAGGCAACAGCCUCAAACGCUCCAAAUCCAUCCGGCCGCCGCAGAGCCCACCACAGAACUGCACCAGGAACAACUGUAAAAUCUCCUAGCCUGGGUCCCCAGGGGAGGGGGGUACGCCCCCUCCUCUCUCCCCAACGCUCAAGGAGUACGGACAUGAGGAUUUUGGGGCAAAGGUGACUGGAGGUGUCAGUGCAGGGGCGGCGGCCCCCCCAAAUUUGCUGCAGUUGUAUUACUACACUUAAAGAAUUUACACCUAAACAUGCGAUUUAUUACACAAUCUGUGAAAAUGUCAAUCUCGAAAUUCACCUCUAUUGCAAUAGCGCCCUCUGGUGGAGACGGAGCGACUGAGAACCCAGCCCGUCCAACACUGUUGAUGUUCUCCUCGGCUCGUUAACCUCCGGUUCCGCAUGUUUUUUUUUCCUUUGUGAUAAACUCCUGGCCUUGAAGGAUGGGGACGCAUUCGGGUUCUUCCCUUCUGCCUGACAAUGAACUGCUUUUAAGGAUCACCACGUCUUGCAUGCUUUGUGUCACCAGAACGUUGAGGAACGGCUCCGUAACCAAUAUAUGAACUAAUAUAUUAAAGACGUGAGUUCCACUGCAAGUUUGUGGUCUCUGAAUAACGCUGGAUAACGCUGCAGAUGGUGACAAUGAUGAACCUUAUGAUGGUCUGAACGUGUUUAUUUUCCCUGGAAAUUUUGUAACAGCAGCUGUUGUUUCUGGGCAGAUAAUGACUGGACUUUGGAAAUCUCUUGGCAGACUGUGCUGGAGAACUUGUCUCAUGAAGAUAUUAUUUGUUGGGUCAGGACUUUCUCUGCGGAUCACAUUGUGAACCUCCUCAGGGGUCAGUUUUGGCGAUUUUGUUUGUCCUACACUUGGGACGCGUCAUGCUUGGUCUGUUUCUCAUGCCUUUACAAGCAGCAUCAUCUCUCGCAGAGUUAUUAUUGGAACACAUCCCUGUCUGUCAGAAGCUCCCUAAUUUUCCGGUCGCAGUUUUUGUACAGCCCUUGUGCCAAACCCUCCAUAAUCUCCACGUAGGAACUGUUUGUUUCGUGUUUGGUUCUUCUCAUCAGUUUGAGGCACCAGGACAAGUUUUUUCAGUUUAGCUGUUCCCCGUUUCCAUUCCCUCUCAGUUUAAAGCGGCUCAGUGUUUUAGUAAAGUCAGUGUUACUCUCAGCACUCAGUUCAGCGCACUCGUCUUUGCUGUAGCCUUUCUGAACUGCACAUAGAACAAAGCAUGGUUUCUGUUUGGACGCUGCUGACCGCGAUCGCUUUGAGACCCUGUGGACGUAGAACAGAAUGCUUGUUUGUGUGUUCAAAUUUAAAAAUCAACCACAAGCUUGCUCACGCUGCCCCUUUUGAAGCAGUACUCCUAUGUUUUCACCCUGAUCUAUAUCUGCUGCACCUACAUACAGGUAAUUACCUUAAACAAUAACGUUACCCUGUACCGAGUACCGUUGGCUACGGCUGAACGAUUUGUGAAAAAUGUCUAAUUGCGAUUUUUCUGAUCAAUAUUGCGACUGCGAUUUAAAUUGUGAUUGUUUUCUGUAGAUUAAAGUCCAGGCCUGUUAUUUUGGCCCAAAACACCAGAACAUCCACUUUUUCUAGCUUGAGAGUUGAACACCGAUCAAGCCAGACUGCCAGUUAGUUGUGGUUGUGAUGUCACGGCAUAUAGUUGUUUGAUUCUGAUUGGUCUAAGUUUACAUGCUCUGAUAUUAGGUUAAUGUUCCCCAAGACAACAGUGAUAAUAAAAACUGGCUGUAAUUAAAAUUGCAGCUCUUGUGAUUUUGAAAAUUGCACUUUUAAGUCUCGAUUUUGAUAUAAAAACAAUCUCAGCAUUUUUAUAAGAAGCCAGUGGGCAGCUGCUCCAGCACCAACACUGUCCACGGUAGCUGACCGUACGAUAGGAACCGCAGCAGAAAUCAGGUUAAACGCUGGAGUAUUCCUUCAGUAAAGGUGCGUUUAGGGACAGUGGGCCUUCUCCUCCAUUCUCAUCUGCAGAGUUCCUGUCCAGUCCAUCUUCUGAUGGAUCCAAACCCAGUUCAGUCAUGAUUCACUGCUGAUGAAUAAUAGAUUCCCCUCUCAGAUCUGCGGAGGUUUGACCAGCUGGUCAGCCUCCUCUGUUCUCUCUGUCCUCCACCCUCCUCUAUCUCAGGGACUUGCCCCAAAUCCCCCCAUAGCAGCCCCACCCAAUGAAGCCUAAGGCCUGGCUGAGCGGUGCGGCAGCCACCAGGGGGCGCCCCUCACACCCGAACCCAAGGGCUGCAACUUUUCACCGCUUCACUCUCAUAAGCUACUUCGGGAAGAGAGAAACUGUCUAGCGGACAGCCGAUAGAGCCCCACUGUGAGAAUCCGUGUCUGAAGAGGUUUUUCCUUUAGUGGCGUUAAACUUGUCUGAAUGUUUUGAAGGAGCGAGUCGUUUUCUUCACGUCCGCAGAACCCUUAGUAUUAGUUUUAGUCUUGGAGGGGAGGCGGUGGGCUGUUCUUCUCCAUACUGCACACUGUAAAGUGCAGAUUUAUGUGGCUUAGUUAGAAGAAGUCGAUCUCGUCAGUUUCAGCUCUGGUUUUGUAUUGUAAGGUGUUUUCUGUUUUUUUUUGUUUGUUUGUUUGUUUGUUUUCUUAAAAUAAGCCUCUAAUUUUUAUCUCAUUACAUAUUCCGAACCUCCUUCUUUUAAACUGAAUGAGCUUGAGUGCCACUUUUCCAGACACAGAUUAAGCCUAUUUUCCAGAAUUAAAAAAAAUUAAUAAUAAUAAUAAAAUAAAUGACGGCAUAAUUUAAUCAAAGACCAGGCUUAAGCAGUGUGUGGAAAAGCAGCCCCGCGCGGUAACGUGUGCUGUGGGUUAGAUAAAGGGAAGAAUGAUGUGAAUGCAAUGAACAUACAAUUGUAAACACUAUAUUUUUGUUUCCUUUGGUUUAAGCUAAAAGCUGCUGAGUAACUUAAAUAAGGAAUAAUCAAGUGUUCUUGAAACAACAAACCGAACAUGUGUUUUUAAAUUAUUGAUUGUACAGUUCUUAGUGUAUGAAAGCAACAACUUUUUCACAAUAAAAGUACAGUAUCAUUUAAA